This is a messenger RNA of Penicillium malachiteum, 2118 nucleotides long. RefSeq lists its product as uncharacterized. Gene Ontology annotation, biological process: DNA-templated transcription; positive regulation of transcription by RNA polymerase II. The transcript is spliced from 2 exons. Gene Ontology annotation, molecular function: sequence-specific DNA binding; zinc ion binding; DNA-binding transcription factor activity, RNA polymerase II-specific. NCBI's taxonomy places the organism in Eukaryota, Fungi, Ascomycota, Eurotiomycetes, Eurotiales, Aspergillaceae. The record is from RefSeq and is a predicted model, not a curated record. Bases 1 to 2118 code for a protein of 705 amino acids.
AUGCAAGCCUGUGAUCGUUGCCGUAGACGGAAAUCCAAAUGUGACAGGCUAAAGCCAACAUGUCGCUUAUGCAGCAAGACUGGUGCUACCUGCGUGUAUACUGACAGAACUAAGGAGCCAACUGUCCGACGCGAUAUCGUUGAGAAACUGGAAGUUCGUUUGCUCCAGGCGCAGCAAGAGAACCGAGAGUUGAAGGGGAGAUUGGAGGCACUCAACUCUAACGUCAGCAAUGCCAAUACCCCCUCAACUGCAAAUGAGAGACGAAAUGAAGUUUCCGAUGAGGUAUCGUUUCUUUCCCUCAAUGCCGGAGGUGAACGACAGUAUCUCGGAUCUACAAGCGGGUUGCUUCUCGCAGAUUUACUCAAGUCCACUAUUGAGGCCGAUAAGUCCUCCAGUGGAACACUGAGAGCCCAGAAUCUGAGGCCCGUACCAGUGUCCGCUAAAUUGCCUACAUCCGUACAAGGCUCGACCUUGAUUAACGAAGGAUCGUCAUCUCCACCAGAGAGCUUGGCUCGCGACCUUCAUGACGCUUUUUUUAAACAUGACCAUAUAUGCUAUCCGAUUCUCUCCGAGGAAUUGGCGAUGGCUAACCUCAGUCAGGUCUAUGCGGAUCAAUCUUUAUUAGAAAGAAAGCCAUUCGAGUCUUUCAUUUUUUAUAUGAUUCUGGCGAUUUCCACCUCACAUGUUCAAAAGCUUCAUUGGCAGUCCCUACCGGAAGCGAAGAUAUACCAAGCCAAAGCUAUGUCAAGACUGAGCAACAUCCUAUCUCUUGGGGGCCUAGAGGCUCUUCAAGCGAUUCUACUUCUUUGCCAGUACUGGUUAACAAGCUCCACGCAAGAAACAUCUGCGAGUUUGUGGCAUAUGGUUGGAGUUGCAGCACGAAUGUGUUUUGAGAUGGGUCUUCAUCGAGAAAAAUCUUAUGAAUAUCAAGAAAAUCUCGAUGUUGCACAACAAUCGAUCCCUAUAAUUCGUCGAAGGUGUUUUUGGUGCCUCCUAGCUAUGGACCGUGUGGUUAGUAUUACGCUAGGUCGGCCGCUUGCCAUCCAUCUAGAAGAUGUACAUCUGGCUCUUCCUGGAUGCGACGCUGCGCAAUUUCCGACUCUCACAGAACAAAAUGCCUUGAUCUCGAGCGAGCAUCGACAACGGAUAGCAGCGUUUGUGCACAUAACUCGAUACCGAAUUAUUUGUGGCAAGAUCAUGACAUCCUUGCACCAAGGCCGCCAUGAUCAUAAUGAAACAUUGGCACUGAGCAGACAGGCGGAUCUAUUCAAUGAGCUGGGGCGAUGGAGACUUCAAACGGGCUCAUUGAACCUCAAUCCCUGUGCUGGGAUGUCCACUAUAUCUUGGUCUUCCAGCUUUCUGACCCCAGAGUGGUACGAGCUGCUGUAUCAUAAUGCUCUUCUCAUGUUAUAUCGACCAUCUCCAGCUCUUCCGUUGGACUCGUCUCGAGCAAGCGUUGUGUUACCGAUCAUAUAUGAUUCUGCGAAGCAGUUGAUUGGUUUCUAUGCACACCUUCAUGGACUUUCGAGGAUGAACUAUACCUGGAUUACAUUGCAUAGUGUCUUCAUGGCAGGUCUUUCGUUCCUCUAUGCCACUGGACGACACUUUCGCUCCAGGAAGAAUCAGCGUCAAGGCUAUGACUUACCGAGUCUGGGAUCAGAUCCGCCGAUUCUAGAAAUCGUCAAUAUCCUACGUUCAUGCUCCAAUGUCCUGGUGGCGGUUUCAGAACGUGGGAAUAUACGUCGCCAAUGCCAUCACGUUUUCGAUCAAUUAGGUGAUGCCGUAUUAAAGGAUGCAGUUGAUUACCACACUUCACAUGAAAUGACAGCUGGUCCACAACAAAUUUCACCCUCCUCUCCUCCCCGCCCUUUCUUGAACCACAAUAUCGCAUAUUCAGCAAUACAGACCCCGAAUUAUACAACAGACAAUGCUCCAAGCACUUCUGGUGACUGGUCUCUACAUAAUACAGGGGCAUCCUCUCUUCUUGCCGUCGAUGAUGCUUUUCGGGGUUGUUUCGAGGAUUUACAAUAUUUUCAUGAGUCCGCAUUUGGUGAAGAUCCUAUAGGUCAGCUGUUGCAGGAUUGGCAGGGACAGAUAGAUGGCAUGCCAGAACAUUGA